AUGAGUCUUCCUGUGACAACGCCUUGUGCUCACAACUUCUGCAAGCCAUGCAUAGAAGGCAGAUUUGUUGGGCAAACUGUAAUGGCAGAAAGAAGCAAAGGUGGACGCACCCUUCGUGCAAGGAAGACCAUCAUGAACUGUCCUUGUUGUCCCACUGACAUUUCUGACUUUCUCCAAAACCCUCAGCUGGCGGUGAAGAACAAGGAUGAGGAAAAAGCAGAGCUUGUUGAUGCAUCAGAUGAAGAAGGUGCAAGCACAAGUGUAGAUGAAAACUCUGACAUUACCGAAGAAGAAACUCCAGUCGUCACUGAAGAAGCUGAUGAACAACCAAGGAAAAGGAUCAAGCUGGACACUGACACUAGAUUUUUCUGCGACUGUGGUGUAGUCUUGGCUUCGAGGAAAAAUGACCAAACUAAACCUAUCUAA
Messenger RNA from Microthlaspi erraticum, 426 nucleotides. The record is from the annotation of a GenBank genome assembly. NCBI's taxonomy places the organism in Eukaryota, Viridiplantae, Streptophyta, Magnoliopsida, Brassicales, Brassicaceae.